AUGAAACCAAACACUACUACAAGGUGUUCUGUAUUGUUCUGUUUCCUAAGAAACGGGUUGUUCUUUGCGUAACAACGGAUAAAAUUAAUCCAUCGAUAAGAUAUUCCAUCCGAACGCUGGGUCUACAAGGGUGUAGUUCAGUAAGAGAAUAAUCAUGGCCUUUAGGAGGAUAUACUUGCUUCCUUUAAUUGUGUUCGUAGCAGUGCCCGUUUCAUUCUUCGUCUCGUAUGCUAUAGCAGUCCAUAACAACCAUGUUGAACCUGGAUUCCCUUAUAUAAGCGAAACGGGGAGUUUCUCGCCCGAGAGUUGCAUAUUUGGACAAGUUAUUAACUUUGCAGCUUUCCUAAUUGUUGUCUGUGUAUACAUAAAAUACCUGGAAAUAAAGAACUACAUACAAACUCCUACGCCGGGGGACGGAGUGAGCCACAGAUUCAAUAAAGUGACUUUGGCUUUCGGCCUUGCUUCCUGUGCUGGCCUUGAUAUAGUGGCCAACUUCCAGCAAUCUAAUGUUAUUGUUGUCCACAUGCUGGGAGCCUUUAUGUGCUUUGCAGCUGGAACUACAUAUUUUAUCUUACAGGUGUGGAUUUCAUACAAAAUUCCAGGCCUUGCCUCAAAAUGGAUGCUGAGGAUACGAGCUUUUCUGGUUGGACUUUGUGUUCUGACGACGAUUUCAACAAUAAUUCCAGGAAUCGUUGCCUUCUUCGAAUAUCGAGGUUCGAUACGGCAAAAGUGGAAACCUGAAGAUGGCGGCUGGGAAUUACAUCUGGCGAGCGCAAUAUCCGAGUGGAUUCUCUGCAUCACGUACUGCGCUCUCAUGUGUUCUUUCGUGCCUGAUUUCUAUAACCUAGAAAUUGAGGCUCCUAUUGUAAAAUUAAAAAAGAGUAUAUUUACAAAAAAAAGUAAAAUAAUUUCUUCUUCUAAUGCAGGGAUUCCGCAACGUUCAGAACGCCUUACUAUUGGUUCUGGAUAAUGUGGCGUGUGAGAUUUUUGUAAUGGGGGGGUGGGGCAUAUGAUUGUAGUUAAUGAUUAAUGAUUUCACAGUAAAAGCCUACAAUUUUAUUUGUUUUCAAGCAUACAUAUGUUGUUUUAAUAAAUGUAAACUGCACGUAUGUACCAACGAAGAAGUGGGUGUACUGAACCGAGGGCUUAGUUUCCAGAGACCCAGCAUUCCCAGUCUGUUGGUUGCACGUGAAUAUAUGGACAGAAGGUUACUUCAUUCAAGCAUUAAUGCUUAUUAAUUUUGUGGCAUAAAACUGGAUACAUUGUGACUCUGUUACCUUGAAGUGUGGCAAAUGAAUUGUUGA
Molecule: messenger RNA, 1304 nt
Organism: Cryptotermes secundus
Lineage: Eukaryota; Metazoa; Arthropoda; Insecta; Blattodea; Kalotermitidae
Product: DNA damage-regulated autophagy modulator protein 1
Exons: 6
Coding region: 155-970 (271 amino acids)
Source: RefSeq, a predicted model, not a curated record